UUGCACGGAGUCAUCCAGCUGUUUAAACGGAUUUAUUUCGAUACUUUUUCGUCAAGCCACAUUCACAGUCCACAACUGAAGCUUUUCAAAAUUGUCAGCGGGUAAAAGCGACGUCGAUCUUCAUCUAUAUAAACACUGUAGAGUUAGGGAUUUAACAUGAGUACGUUUCUAAAACGCCGUUUUAUCCAUCAGCCUAUUUCUGCUCAUUCGGUGCCUCAAUCGUUCCAUUUAAAAAAAAAAACAAAAACGACAACAUAAAAACUCUUUAAAUGCACCUUGUUUUAUUCAUCAUUCAUGAGUUGUAAUGCAAAACUUCUAUCUAGAGCCCUGCCAGCCUUCCUGGUUUUGGUAGACUGAUCUAACGUUCCUUAUAAUAUGUGGCGUUUAUGUGUAGAUUGUAUUUUAUAUGGUGCUAUAUGAGCAGUAACAUUAUGAUAUUUUAACUGCCGUCAUAUUUAAAUUUAAAUAUUGCUGAAUUACACAUUCUAACAAUUAAUAGCCUUCUUUAUUCAUGACAUCUAUUAGUUUGUCUGAAAUAUUAUAUUGUAAUAUUAUUGUCUGUGGAUUACAGCAAAGAUGGCUGAGAAGAGAAGCAGGAGGAGAAAGAGUCCAGAACAAGAUGCUGUGGAACAUAUAAUUGAGGAAAAAGAUAAAACAUUCAUUGAGGAAAGAUUUAUCAACCACUAUAAAGGGAGAGGUGUAUUUGCAAGAGAGUACAUUGAACCCAAAAGUUUUGUGGUGGAGUACCGAGGAGUUCUGUCUCUGAGUAAAGGUGCAGAUGACAAAAGCAACAAAUAUGCAUUUGAUUUCAUAUGGAAUGGAAAGCAAUAUUGCAUAAAUGCUUCAAAAGAAGACCAAACACUGGGACGACUAGUGAAUGAUGAUCAUGUUCAUCCAAACUGCAAAGUCAAAAGAAUCAUGGUUCGAGGGAGACCACACUUGUGUCUGUUCGCUAUCAAAGACAUCUUUCCAGGAGAAGAAAUAACUUAUAACUAUGGUGAUUCCUCUUGGCCAUGGCGCUCACUGGCACCUUGUGAAGAGCAAAGUGACCUGAAGGUCCACGAACGUGAGCCACCAUCAGAAAAGGAAGCCUUGGGUAAGAGUGAGGCUGAGAGGACAGGAGUCAGUCUUGGUCUUGUUUCAUCCCAUGAUGAACCAGCACCUUGUGAAGAGCAAAGUGAUCUGAAGAUUCACAAAAGUGAGCCAGCAUCAGAAAAGGAAGCCUUGGGUGGGAGUGAGGCCAAGAGGAGAGGAGUCAGUCCCGGUCUUGUUGAAUCAAAUGAUGAUACGGAAUCUGUGGCCGGCAUUGAGGCAGAGAUGACAGGAGUCAGUCCUGGUGUUGGAUCAUUCAAGGAUAAUACAUGCCACCAUAGAAUGUUUGGUGCAGUUCUCAGUGCUUUGGAAAAUUGUGAAGACUGCACUGGGCCUGUCUCCAGUUUAAAAUGGCUUGGUGUGACAUGCAAAUUAUGUUCAAGAUCAUGGCAUAAAUCCUGUUUUUUGAAGAAGAAUUCAUCACUGGAUGCUACUAAGUCUUGGGAUCAUGUUUCUGACUCUGAAAUCAGUGAUUCAGGUUCAGACGAUGUCUACCUUCCAUCAAGAAGCUCUGAUGGAUCCAGCUCUGAUUUUCCUACUGACACUGAACAUAAUGAGGAUGCACAAUCGGUAAUCUUGCCAUAUCUUGGACAAGUUAAACCACUUCCUUCUGAAGGAAAAACAAAGAGAGUUCCGCUGUUGGAACAGAAGGCCUCCAAAUCUGACUGCAUCAAUGACCAACCCUGUUCUGAUAAUGGAGUGACUCAUCGUGAUAACUGGAUUAUUUCAACAAAUACGGCCGAGCAGCCUCCCACCCCGGCCGAGCAGCCUCCCACCCCGGCCGAGCAGCCUCCCACCCCGGCUGAGCCUCUUCCUAGCAUAUCAACUCAACAAAUCUCUUCUUGCACUUUAAAGAAUUACUGCUAUGUUUGCAAAAAAGCCCAAUCCAAAAUUUCUCGGCACUUUAAAAAGCAUGAGAAAGAAGAUUUGGACAUUGCCCGAGCAUUGUCAUUACCCAAGAACUCAAAAGAGAGAAAAAUGUUAUUGGAUAAGUUGCGGAACAAAGGAAAUUAUGAGCAUAAUCAGGAGGUAAUAAAUAGCCAUAGUGGAUCACUGAAAGUCAGAAGAAGAGCUGGAUCAUCAAAAGUCUCUGAGAACUCCAAAAGGUAUGUCCAUUGUACAUAUUGCAAAGGUAUGUUUCUUCGCAAAGAGCUGUGGCGCCACACAAAAAGGUGUCCAUUAAAGAAAAAAACUGAGGACCAUCAAAGGAGCAAAGUCUUAUCUCUGGCUGAUAUGGCGGAGUCAACCAGCUGUCACACCAUUUCCACUGGCGUGUGGAAGGUGCUCGGAAAGAUGAGGCAAGACGACAUAGGAUCUGUAGUGCGCAAUGAUUUCAUCAUAUUGCAACUGGCCCAGUCGCUGUACAACAAGCAUGGGAAUGAUCCCACAAAAUUUGAGUACAUUAGGACAAAGGUUCGGGAAAUGGGUAGACUUUUAUUGACUCUAAGAGUGAUGUAUUCUAUUCAAAGCUUUGAAGAUGGUGUAAAACCAAACAACUUCUACAAAAUUGUUAAUGCUGUGAAAAGAGUUUCAGGAUAUGAUGAAGAGAAAAACUCGUAUUCCACACCAAGUCUUGCCCUGAAGUUGGGGCACUCGUUGAAAAAAAUUGGGGACAUUAUUCUUUGCAGAGCUAUAGCAGCAGAGGAUGAACAUUUGAUAAAAGCAACUGAACGAUUCAUCAGACUCUGCUCAAAAGAAUGGGCCGGAUAUGUCUCUCACACUGCACUGGCUACUUUGAGAAAGUCAAGGUUCAAUCAACCAUCCAUCAUACCAUUCACAGAGGAUGUGCAAAAGUUACAUAAAUACCUGGAGGAGAACUCGGCUAUUGCCAUACACAACUUAAAAAAACAUGAGUCUCCUCAGGCAUAUGGAGAACUUGCAAGGUUGACACUUUCACAAAUAAUACUCUUUAAUAGACGCCGUGCAGGUGAAGUUUCAAAAAUGUCUCUGGAAUCCUUCAAGAAAAGAGACCAAACUGAGCUUCAUGGUGAUGUAGCUGCCAGUCUGUCACUUUUUGAACAGAAGCUAGCAAGGCACUUUAGCAGAGUGGAAAUUAUGGGUAAAAGAGGCAGGAAAGUGGCAGUUUUGUUGAACCCUGAGGUUGUUUGUGCGACAACACUUCUCGUAGAGAAAAGACAGAUGUGCAAUGUGCACAAGGACAACCCUUUCCUAUUUGGAAGGCCAGAAUGCCCCUUCACAAGCCACUACAGAGGACAGGAUUGUGUUAGAACAUUUGCACGCUUGUGUGGCGCAAAGAAUCCACAGUAUCUGAGGUCUACACAACUUCGAAAGCACAUUGCGACCCAAUCCCAAAUCUUGAACCUUAAGAACAACGAACUGGAUCAACUGGCUAACUUUUUGGGCCAUGAUAUUAGAGUUCACAGAGACUUUUACCGUCUGCCAGAAGCCACGAUUGAAGUGGCAAAAAUCACGAAGAUUCUGCUUGCUAUGGAGAAAGGAACGUUGGCACAGUUCAAGGGGAAGUCUCUUGAUGAGAUUGAGAUUGAAGAUAAAUUGGAUCCAGAAAUGUAUGGUGAGUUGGAUGAUGGAGACGACAAAGUGGAUGAGGAUGAUGAAAGCAGCAGUGACGAUGAACACAACGAAGGUGAAAGAGGGAGAGACGAAGAAAAUGGUGGAGACGAAGACGGAGGCACAGGGAGAGACGAAGAAAAUGGUGGAGACGAAGACGGAGGCACAGGGAGAGACGAAGAAAAUGGUGGAGCCGAAGACGGGGGCACAGGGAGAGACGAAGAAAAUGGUGGAGACGAAGACGGAGGCAGAGGUUGUCCCCUUGGACUAAUGGAAAACGAAAGAAUGGAGAUCGACGAAGAGCAAAACAGUUCCUCUGGAAAACGAAAAACAACUAUAUUGACUGAGGAUUUGGUCAAGACUUCCAAAGGACAGAAGAAAAAGUGUGUCGUCAGCAGUUCCAGAGAGAUCAAACGCAGAAAAUAUGUGAAGAGGCCAUGGAGCAACGCCGAAAUCAGCGCUGUCAUGAAAUUCUUCAAAACCCACAUCGAAAAAGGGAAAUUGGUUCAGAGCCAAAGUGUCAUGCUGCAGCUGGAGUUUGGUGACACCGUUUGGCUCCGUCUCCAUGGCGAUUCUCGCUAUGCCCUCUAUAGCAACACUGGACACUACACCACUUUCAAUGGUUACCUAGUCUACCCUGACACUUAUGACUACCAGACACACCGGCCGCAGCAGCAACAUCCUGCGUCUGACUCCCAGCAGUUUAAACAUGACGACGCACCGUUAUGGAAUAGUAACUGGGCCACAGGGGACGCUGGGUCUGAGAUGAAGAACACAGUGGGCGAUAAGGGGCUGCAUCAGGAAGAUGAUGAAGAGGAGGACGAGGAAGAGGAAGAUCCACGUUCUGCUUUCUCGGUGGGUCGCACUCAGAGUAUCAUAGGAGUGAAUCAGGUAGGUCUGCCACAGCACCAGCCGGUCAGCUUUGACACGUCAUUCGUCAACAUUGGGGAGGACUUCAAUGUUACAGAGGGGAUUUUCCUCUGUCGCAUUCCUGGCGCCUACUAUUUCUCCUUCAAUGUGGGCAAACUUCCUCAGAAGACUCUAUCUGUCAAGUUGAUGAAAAACCACCUGGAAGUGCAAGCGAUGAUUUAUGAUGACAGCAACGGGGAAAAAGCUCUGCAGAGUCAGAGCUUGAUGCUCUCACUGAAAACCGGUGACACAGUGUGGCUCUACUCACACCAGAGGGAUGGCUUCGGAGCUUACAGCAACCACGCAAAAUAUAUCACCUUCACUGGCUUCCUGGUCUACCCUGACUUGACCCCCACAACUGACAUUAACGCUACCAGUGAGUCACAGGGAUUGAAGAAGCCCUAG
This is a messenger RNA of Corythoichthys intestinalis (scribbled pipefish), 4935 nucleotides long. RefSeq lists its product as uncharacterized. Bases 577 to 4935 code for a protein of 1452 amino acids. The transcript is spliced from 17 exons. NCBI's taxonomy places the organism in Eukaryota, Metazoa, Chordata, Actinopteri, Syngnathiformes, Syngnathidae. The record is from RefSeq and is a predicted model, not a curated record. Gene Ontology annotation, molecular function: protein binding.